GAACCUCAGUGCUGUCUGAGACAUCAAUGGGUGUGGGUGUGCGCUAGCGUCUCCAGGUGCUGUGGUGUGAGGGAGGUACAAAUACUAAGAUCCGGUUUCCACUAGACUAAAACAUGUGGAGUCGGGGCUCGAACUCAGGGCCUCUCGUAUGCGGGCGUUAUACCGCUUGUUAGUGCUAACAAUUGCCAUAUACUUGCAUAAAGCGGGAACGGAAGCGCAGGAGGUGAGGGCGUGGGUGCUGUCGUUGGUGAAUCCUGCUUCACCCAGGUCACCAUGUAGUUCAUCUAGGCCACCUGUCUCACCUACAUUGCCAGACUCUCCUGUGGAGCUUGGCACGUCUAGGCUCCCUCACUUUCCUAGUAUACAAAGUCCUUCAGGAUCACCUGAGCUGCAAGGGUCACCUGGCGCACCUCAGUCACCCGACAUGUUUACCACCCUCACUAGCACCCUGCUGCUGCCUUAUUCUAAAAAGACACAGAUUUCAAAAUACAAGAUGCAGUCUCGUCAGUCACUCUCCAGAGGAACCACUCGCAGGAGAAGGUGUUUGGUCGACACUAAAAGAAGAAACAUUCGCAGAUGUGGGUGUUCGGUCGACACUACCAGAAGAAACAUUCGCAGAUGUGGGUGUUCGGUCGACACUACCAGAAGAAACAUUCGCAGAUGUGGGUGUUUGGUCGAUACUGUCAGAAGAACCAUUCACAAAAGAUGUACAUGUCUGGUCGACACUGCCAGAAGAACCGCUCACAAGAGAUGUACAUGUUUAGUCGACACUCCCAAAACAACCGUUCACAAGAGAUGUACAUGUUUGGUCGACACUGCCAGAAGAACCGUUCACAAGAGAUGUACAUGUUUGGUCGACACUCCCAGAGGAACUGCUCGCAGGAGACGGUCAACUGAGUCCUCAGUGAGGCGGGUCCAGUACAGAGGACUCUACAGCAGGAAGUUCCGUCUGCAGGGGGAGUACCCGUUGUACCUGACGCCGGACCAGUCAGGCAGCGUCAUAGUUAUAGCUGCUCAGCGCUCCGGCCCUAACAACCAUGCAUGUUUCCGGGUACACACAUUCGAUGUGCUGACUCCGUACCCUGAAGGUGGCCAAGUGGUGGUGUUCCAGAUGCAUGAUGGCAGCCACUUCCUCCAUGGUGAUGCUACUGGCACCCUCUUCCUCAGUAGCGCUGAGAGCAGUGUUACCAGUCUCAAUCGUACAGACGACAAAUUCUUCCUAUUAUACUCACCAAGAGGCGCCUCCCAUUACAGAAUCAAACACCUCACUUCAGGUCGCUUUCUCUCAGCUGGACAGGAGCAGGUAACCCUGGCUGACGUUGGACAUCAGGGCUUCACAGACAACAUGCAUUUCGAGAUAUUCUCCUGCAACCGCUCCUGAUCCUUGACUGGAGGUUUCUUCAGUCACUCCUGAUUCCUGAACAGAAGCUUCUCCAGUCACAACUGAAUCCUGACCAGAGGUUCCUGCAUUCACUCUUGAUCCUUGAACAAAGGCUCCUCUGGUCAUUCCUGAUUUGUGACCUAGGAAUGGAAUUCUGCAUUCACUCUUGAUCGAAGAUUGGAGAUUUCUACAUUCACUAAUCAAUGGCUGGAGGCCAUCGUUUUCUCCAGUGCUGAUCGACAACAUCAACAUGAGUAAAAUCAGAGUGGACGAGAGAAAGUGUCUCAGUGGACUUCAGUUUAUAGAUUAUGUUCUUGAAACAGUAUGAUGGAACCAGUGAAAUGGUCAAAGUACUCUAUUUUACACAAGGAAUCACUAAGGCAGGUGUGAGAUGGUAAAUUAUUAGAAUGGGCUCAGUAGCAGAUUGUAAUGGCAGCUAGAUCUUCACUAUUAACAAAAAUUAUGCAAUCGGAGCAAUUUAUGGGCAUGUAAAAAUCACAAACCUCUAAUCGCAGAGAUCUGCCUUCAUAUAUGUUGGACAAUUUUUUGUACUGUGUAGUUUUAGAAUAUGGUGACCGGGUAGCUGGGCCUCUGAGGACGACCGUUGGUGUUGUCAUGAUACUGCAAGUCAAAAUUUAUGGAUCUCGUGUGUCUGUACUGUGAUGAACUUAUAUUUUUGGAUGUGUGCUAUGAUGCGUGUAUAUAUUGUUUGCCAGUAUAUAUAUACUGUAAUGUGAUAAAAAUGCAUAGAAAUGAAAUACUGAAUAUAGUAAUUUAGUCUCAAUCUGAGACCAUAUUGAACAAAAAGUGGAACAGAAAGGCUGCUUAUAUGAGGAAAGGGAAGGAACCAGUCACAUAGUUGAUUAGGUGAAUAUCCCUUCGUAAGCUUUCGGAAAAUCGCCUACAAAGGGCAUAAUUGCUAACAGUGGAUGGUCUGAGAUGUAAAGAAAAAAUUGUCCCGAGUUAAUACCAUACACCACUUUAAAAGUAGCUCCUAUGAUAGUAAAUAUUUUAAUGAUAAUCAAGUAUUCAGACUAAGGACUUUCAGUAGUUUUACUGCAGUAUACAUUGACUUUUCUAAAGAUUUUGAUGAGGUACUACAUGUACAGGAAAGAUUGGAGAGGAAAUUACAAGCAAAUGGAGUAAAUGGUAAAAUACUACAGUGGAUAAAACAUUGGUUAGAGCAUAGGAAGUAAAGGAAAUGGAAAUGAAUCUGAUUGGAAAAAACAUUGUCAAUCAGAUACUGCAAGUUUCCAUUUUGGAGUCUGCCUUUUUUCUUGUGGACAUCAAUGACAUACAUAAGAAUAUUACAAACCACAUCAUCAAAUUUGCAAAUGUUGCAAAAAUCUAUGGCAAAUUAGGAAGUAAAAGCAAUAUUGAGGCCUAACAAAGAGAUCUACAUGAAGUUUACAAAUGUCAGCUAACUGCCAAAUACAUUUAAGUGCUGAAAAAUGCAAGACCUUGCUUUUAGGGUAUAAUAAUGCACAUCACAACUAUCAUAUCCACAUCACACUCAUACUGAAGAAAAGGACCUAGGAGUUUUGAUCCACCAGUCAUUGAAAGUUCCACAGCAAGUGGGAGCAACAGCAUAAAAGCUGACCAAACCCAAAGCAUACUCAAAUGAACUCUUGAUGUUAUUCGAGCAUGUUUUGCCCACUGGGAGGGAAAUUGAGAGAUAGGGAGGCAGGGAGGACGGGCAGAUGCAAAUUCAAGGUCUCAUUCACACAGUAAUUGUUUUCAUUACUGUAUAUCAGUCAUCAUGAAAGGUAUAUAUACAGUACUUUUAAUGAGAAAAUCCACAGGAGCUGUGAUGAGAAUUUGAACCUUUGUGCUGGGUAUUUCCAGACUUUAAUGUUUUGUUGCCAAGUAUAUAUUAUAUAGGGUAAAUGUACAUUGGGGAGCUUAUAAGAUCAUAUAUAAUAUACUGUAAUUAAGAAUAUUGUUUUAUAAUGUACAUAUGCUCAUGUAUGUAAAUACUUAUUUAUGUUAUAUUUAUCUACAACUGUGCAUAUAGUAAUAAAAUUUUUGCGAUA
This is a messenger RNA of Procambarus clarkii (red swamp crayfish), 3414 nucleotides long. RefSeq lists its product as uncharacterized. Lineage: Eukaryota; Metazoa; Arthropoda; Malacostraca; Decapoda; Cambaridae. The record is from RefSeq and is a predicted model, not a curated record.